Messenger RNA from Panicum virgatum (switchgrass), 6863 nucleotides. Its product is annotated as AP3-complex subunit beta-A-like. The record is from RefSeq and is a predicted model, not a curated record. Gene Ontology annotation, biological process: intracellular protein transport; vesicle-mediated transport. The transcript is spliced from 11 exons. Gene Ontology annotation, cellular component: AP-3 adaptor complex; membrane coat. The coding region runs from base 2660 to 6571 and encodes 1303 amino acids. Lineage: Eukaryota; Viridiplantae; Streptophyta; Magnoliopsida; Poales; Poaceae.
UUAGAACCAAACUAUGUCACUUUUGUUGGUGUCCUAACAGCAUGUGCUCAUGCAGGUCUUGUGGAUGAAGGUUUACACCAUUUUAACUCUAUGAAAACAAAAUAUGGUAUUGAACCAGGUACUGAGCAUUAUGCUUCUGUUGUCAAUCUUCUCGGACGUUCAGGAAAAUUGCAUUAUGCUAAGGAGUUUAUUGAAAGGAUGCCAAUCAAACCAGAGGCAGCUGUUUGGAGGAGCUUGCUGAGUGCAUGUCGUCUCUUCGGUAACAUUGAAAUUGGGAGGUAUGCUGCUGAAAUGGCACUCUUAGUAGAUCCGUCAGACAGUGGCCCUUAUGUACUACUGUCAAAUAUUUAUGCCUCCAAAGGGCUAUGGGCUGAUGUGCAGAAGCUAAGACUGGGGAUGGAUUAUGCUGGGACGGUGAAGGAACCAGGUUAUAGUUGGGUUGAGGUGAUGAAGGAGGUUCAUACUUUCAUCGCAAGAGGGACAGAACACCCACAGGCAGAAUCCAUAUAUGCACUACUGGAUGAGCUGACGAGUCUACUGAGAGAUUUUGGCUAUCUCCCUGAUACAUCUGAACUUCCAUUACUUGGUGAUUAUGGUUAGUGCUACUUUCUCAGUGGUCACCAGUUACUUCCAUAAGAUGGACCACUCUAAUUCAGUAUCUACACCCUGAUUAUGGUUAGUGCUGCUCCCUGAUUAUGGUUGAGGUGAUUCUGGUAUGAUGAGGUAGUCAUGUAGUGGCUUUAUAAUGCUACUGUGAUUUACAACUAUCCAUUCCAAAACAAUUUCUGACUGCUCACUACUUAUUGAGCAAGAGUAGCAUUGGGACAGAAGAGAGAACAAUCCGAUCAUAUAUGUUUACUGUCAAUUCAGAUCUUUGAGAUUUGUAACUGCAUAAAAAAAAUUUGGCUGUGAAGUUUCACUGACGCACAUACACAGAUAGUGGAGUCAAGUUCAUAAGACUUUGUCAUGCUCAAUACUCCUGAACCUGGAACCUUUGACAUGAUUGAAGUUCCAUUAAUGUAGACAUUCUUUUCUGAAACAGAACAGGUAAAGAGAAUAUGUAUCAUAAAGUACCACUGAUUGUAGCGAUCUGGAACCUCUCUCUCAUGGUCCUCACAAAUUUGUACAGAUCAUUGUUGCAGUUAAGAUCCUUCACAAGUUCUUCGGAGCCAUGCACAAAGGGAGCACAAUGGACUACUGUAAUUAACAAGAGAAAGAACUUCAGCAUCUAUGCACAAAUGUAAGGCUGUGUUUAGUUCGCGAAAAUGUUUGGAUUUUGGUACUGUAGCAUAUUUCGUUGUUACUUGACAAACAAUGUCUAAUUGUGGACUAAUUAGACUUAAAAGAUUCAUCUCAUGCUAAUCAGUUAGACUGUGUAAUUAGUUAUUUUUUCAACUACAUUUAAUGCUUCAUGCAUGUGUCAAACGAUUCGAUGUGACGGGUACUUAGAAAUUUUUUUGGAAACUAAACAGGGCCUAAAUCACUAAAGAGUAUAGGAAGGUGCAGCUAAGAAACUUGCAACUCACAGAUGUAUCUUUCAUCAAUAAGCUUUAUGCAAAAAGAAUACUCCUUGUCAGGACUUUGCAUGUCGAUUUUGCUGAACACAAAUCUCACCCCUGGUGAAAAGCUAUUUGUCAGACUCUAUAGCAUCAAACUAAUAAUAUACUAAUUAACCAUGCCACUAAAAUUUCCUAUUACCUUCUCCUCCAACAACUUGAAAACCAAGAAACUUGUCGUACCACAUGAUAGCAUUGUCUAGGUUCUUAUCCCCUUUUGCAUCACUCUCAGCUUUAAUGGAUUCAACAGCUGCGACCAAAUGAAGAGUAAUUAAGGCAUAUAGGUUUCAGAUUAUGCCUAUCCCAGGAAAAUUUCUGAAUAAAAGAACCAACUUCACAAUAACAGAGAUAAAGUGUGUGCAUAAAACCAAAAUUAGAGUUGAAUAAAGUGCCACUGAUUCUGUAUUUAGUAUAUGACAGUUGCCAGGGAACAUUGAUGCAAGUUAGAAAAAAAAACACGUGCUCUAUUGAAAAGUCACUGUGUCACAUACACUGCUAACUGCUAAGAGAAUAGCCAAAGAUUGCAACAUAUGGAUUGAAACACUAUGCCAUGGAAACUGGAUGGCACAUACCUUGGGAUUGGUUUGAUAUGGCAUUCACAUAUUCAUCUCUUGUAGCCCUCUGAUCCAUGAGCAAGCUCCUGAGCUGCUCGUUCGUUGCAGUGGUGUUCAAAAUUGAGUCGCCCAUGAGCUUGUGUUUUGACGUUUUGCUUGUUUGGACUGCCGGGUGGAAAAAACAGGUAUGAGAUGCGGUAGACAAUAUGCAACGAGGAGGCUAGCUAGUAUGGGAGCAGGCAGUUGGCAGAAGAAGAAUAACAUUAUUAGCACCAUCAUCAUCUAUAAGAGGAAGAAAACAGAUAAUGCCCAAAGAAAAUUAUAAGUUAGGCAAUGCACACGUACCUUUGCCACCAUCUACUCUACUCUUAUGUGUAAUAAAUAAAAAGCAGGCAGGAGAUGGUUACAUUUGAGCAACAGAGAAGCGCGUGGAAAUGAGGUGGAGAUGUGCUUGUGCUCACCUGAGAGGGCUCGUGCAAGAUCCGCUUCUAAUUUCCGGAGCUGUUGUUUUAGUUGGUUGAGUUGUGCUGGCAUUCGGAAAAGGCAGAGAUGAGUUUGAGCAGUCACUCUAGAAACAAAAAGCAGGGGAGAGAUUGGAUUGACAUGCCUCGGUUGGAGACGGUUUGGUUGGCGAUGGAGCGCGCGGAGAGGAGGGCGGCGCUGAAGGCGUCGGCUGUUGCGGAGGCGCGGUCUCGGGCGUGGGUGAUCCGGCGCUGGAUGGCGGCGCGUUGGUCCUGCAUCCUCCGGCGGCGCAGAUCGAAGGAGGCCUCCGCGUGCGCCAUGGGGGUGGGUGGUGCUCCGGCUGACUCUGACUGGGAUGCUUCGCUUCCUGGGAGGGGGGAUGGCCGGAUGGGAGGGAGGAGCGGCGGGCUCGAGUUCAAAAUGGCAUCCCUGCCCUGUGGCCUGUGCUGUGCUGGCUUCCUGGCUUCCUUCCCGUGCAAGCCCCAUGGGCUGGGCUUUGCGGUCCAGAGCCCAUCCAUGCUAGAUGGAUCGUUGCAAAGGCCUUGGCCCACUCUUUCUCUCUCUCUCUCUCUCCAGUUGCCCUUGCAGUUGGGUUUCUUCCCAUUUCCCCCAAAACAAAAAAAAAAAGUUGGGUUUCUUCCCCACCUCCGGCCGCCCGCGGCCACAACCCCAAGUCCCCAACCCCAACGGAUCCCAACCCGGCGCGAGAUCCAUCGGAUGUUCGGCCUCCAGGCAAGCGGCGCUGCCGCCUCGUGGGUCGUCGGCCGGAUGGGCACGGAUGCGCACCUCUACGAUGACCCCGACGACGCCUCCAUCCCCGCGCUCCUCGACUCCCGCUUCGACGCCGACAAGGUCGACGCCCUCAAGCGACUCCUCGCCCUCAUCGCGCAGGGAGUCGACGUCGCCAACCUCUUCCCGCAGGUCGUCAAGAACGUCGCCUCGCAGUCGCUCGAGGUCAAGAAACUCGUCUACCUCUACCUCCUCCACUACGCCGACAAGCGCCAAAACGAAGCCCUUCUCUCCAUCAACAUUUUCCAGAAGGACUUGUCAGAUAUAAACCCACUAGUCAGGGCUUGGGCGCUGCGCACCAUGGCUGGCAUUAGGCUACAUGUCGUUGCUCCGCUCGUGCUGGUUGCUGUCAAGAAAUGCUCCAGGGAUCCAUCCGCAUAUGUUAGAAAAUGUGCUGCCUAUGCACUCUGUAAGCUGUAUGACUUGCUUCCGGAUCAAGCUAUGGCUUUACAGGAGAUUGUAGACACCUUGUUCAACGACAGCUCACCUGGAGUAGUGGGAGCUGCCGCUGUUGCAUUUAAAUCUGUCUGUCCAAAUUGUUUAGCAUUGCUGUCAAAACAUUUCCGGAGGCUCUGUGAGACACUCCCUGAUAUUGAGGAAUGGACACAGAUUAUUCUUAUUGAGAUCCUCUUGCGGUAUGUAAUAGCUAGACAUGGCUUAGUCAAGCAUUCUUUACUUUCUACAGAGAUUCAGGGUUCGGACCCUAUUACUAGCAUGGCCACCCAACCUACUGAUUCUAGUGGCAAUGGGGUUUCUGGUGGCACCAUAUCAAACAUCAUGCUGUUCCGGCACUACAUCGAAGAAUAUUCAGGUUUUGCUGAUAAAGAAGGCAAUAGCUCGAGAUUUUCAUCCGUCACCACUAACAGCAACGAUGAUGUUGCAAUUCUUUUGAAGUGUACGUCGCCUCUUCUAUGGAGUCGAAAUAGUGCAGUAAUACUUGCAGCAGCAAGUGUGCAUUGGAUCAUGGCUCCAGUCGGGGAUGUCAAGAGAGUCGUUGGCCCGAUUUUGUUUACUCUGCGGUCAUCUCCUGAUGCAGCAUAUGUGAUGCUUGGCAACAUACUAGUUUUUGCCAAGACGAUGCCAUCAUUGUUUGCCCCGUUUUACGAGGACUUCUUUAUAAAUGCUUCAGACCCAUACCAGACUAAGGCUUUGAAGCUUGAAAUACUGACAACUGUUGCCACAAAGCCAUCCAUUCCAGCCAUUUUUGAAGAAUUUCAGGAUUACAUUAAAGAUCCAGAUAGGAAAUUUGUGGCAGAUACUGUUGCAGCUAUUUCGUUGUGCGCCCAGAAGCUUCCGUCUGUUGCCACCACUUGCCUUGAGGGGCUUUUGGCACUUGUAUUUUAUGAAUCAUCUAUUAGUAACUCAGUUCAUUUUGAUGGAGAAGAUGCUGUUCUGGUUCAAGCAAUCUUGUCAAUCAAAGCAAUAGUGAAAAUGGACCCAGUAUCCCAUGAAAAGGUAAUUGUCCGCUUGGUGUGCAGUAUGGACAAAAUUAAGGAGCCCGCAGCACGAUCCUUGAUUAUUUGGAUGUUUGGAGAGUACAAUUUCAUGGGGAAUCUCAUUCCAAAGAUUGUUCCUGCUGUUCUCAAGUAUCUUGCCUGGUCCUUCACUGCUGAUGUGGUCGAAACAAAGCUUCAGAUCCUAAAUGCUUCUGCCAAGGUUGUAAUGCAUUGUCCAGAAGAACACACCGAAGAAUUCAAAAGGAUAAUUGCAUAUGUCAUUGAGUUGGCUACAUAUGACUUGAAUUAUGAUGUCCGUGAUCGUGCUCGUUUACUUUCAAGACUUUUGCCAUGCUACACGACUCACCUAGGAUCCUCAUAUCAACCUCAGAAUGGUGAUAUUUGUAAAGAGCUUGCCGACCACAUAUUUGAUAGAAAGUUGCAGCCAACAUCUCCUUCAGCAAGAAACUAUCGCAUUUAUCUUCCAGGUUCCCUUUCACAGGUUGUUCUUCAUGCAGCUCCUGGUUAUGAACCGCUUCCAAAGCCUCAGAGUAUGGAAUUAAGCCAUAAUAAUAUUAUGGAACCAACCAGAGGCAUAGCCAAACCUUCUGGAAGUAAUAACUCUGAUGCUGAAUCUAGAUAUUCAACAUAUGAGAGCAGCUCUGCUUAUGAUUCGGAGAGUGAAGGCGAUAGCUUAUUGGACGGAGAUACCAAUGGAUCCCUUCAUCGUCAAGAUAACCGGGAUACUCCACUGGUACACAUAUAUGAUGCUAGUAUACAGGAAGGCCAGACAUGUCAAAAUGCUAAUGAAAAUUUGGCAGAUCUGAUCUCCACUGAUUUGAGUGAGUUGAUGUCUAAGUCAGCCUUGGAAUCAUGGCUUGAUGAGGCUCCUGCUGAGCCACUUGUUCAGAGUUCAUUGCAGGCAUCAUCUGCCAGAGUUGCUUUUACAAAUCGCAGCUUUGAGCGAAUACCUAAAUGGCAUACACUGUUGGAUUCAUCUGACAGUAAUGGCUUAAGUGUUCUAUAUGCCUUCUCAUCUGAGGUUUCACCAAGAUCACGCUUUCUAGUAUGUGUAGAGUUAUAUUUUGAGAAUGUUAGUACACAACAACUAACAGAUGUAACCAUUAAAUCUGAGGAGGCUUCUAGCAGCAUGGAUUCUAUUGGCCAAACAUCAGAAGGAUCUGUGAGUCUCCCCACUAUUGUUCCUGUGGAAGAAAUUCAUUCAUUGGCUCCACAACAAACGGCAAAGAUGGUUCUUGAGGUUCAUUUCCAUCACCAUCUCUUGCCUCUAAAGCUGUCUGUGCUUUGCAAUGGAAAAACACAUCCAGCAAAACUUCACCCAGACAUUGCUUAUUUUAUUCGGCCACUACCUAUGGACCUAAAUGCUUUCCUUUGCAAGGAAAACCAGUUGAGGGGAAUGUUCGAGUAUGCUAGGAGGUGCACAUUCAAAUAUCAUCUUGAGAAGCUAGAGCACAGUGAUAAGAAUCUUCAAGUAGCCCAGAGUGUUGCAUCAAAAAUGCUGAGCAAUGCCAACGUGCACCUUGUUUCAAUGGAUAUGCCAGUUACUUUCAAUGUUGAUGAUGCAUCUGGCUUAUGCUGGAGAUUCAGUAGCGAAAUCCUGAGCACUUCAAAACCUUGCCUACUUACGAUCCUUGUGGAAAGGCAUACCUCGGGACAACUGGACCUUACUGCCAAGGUGAAUUCUGAAGAUACAGUGUUUGCCUUGAACCUCCUGAACAGAAUUGUGGCAAUCAUGGAGUGUGUUAACUUUUAGCUUUUUGAGCUUUCAAUUUUAAAUACUAGUGUUGGUACAGUAGGAUGUUACACAUCAUCUGAAAAUACCAAGGGUAUAGAGUAGCACCACAAAUCAUUAAUGAAGACAUUGGCUGUGAAUGAAUAUCAUCUUCCAAGGAGGCGACACAUCAUCUUGUCUUGUAAUAAUAAAAAGAUCUUUUUUUUGUAAGAUCUGAGACAAGCAUGACUACUGAAUUGCAAUUCAUGGUAUCCAAUGUAAGCUCUGUCUACAUGAUUUGGUGGGGCACAACAGAAUGUUCCAAAAUUCCUUA